UAAGCGGGUCCCAGAGGCGAGGCCUGGGAAAGAGAGGUGGGGUUAGGGGGAGGGGGUGGGAGAGCGGGGUUGCGCAGCGCUGGCGGCACACGGGGCCGACCGGUUUCUCGUGCGGGGCUGCCAGGGGCUGCUCGCCUUCCCCCAAGAAGAUGCAGCGCAGCAUAUUUUGCACAUGAGUUCAGAGGAAGAGGAAGUGUAGCAGGCGGACGCGCGGCGGCGGAGGCAGCGGAGGCGGCGGCGCGGGGUGGAGUGGGGGCGGCGGGGCUGGAAACGGAGCGCGCAGGGCGCAGCGAGCGGGAGCGCGGCGGCCACUGGCUCCGGGGAGGUACCUGCUCGGCCAGCGCCGGAGGGACCGACGACACGCGAGCGGCCGCGCCCCGCGCUCUGCCCCCACCCCCGGGGCCGCGUCGUCCGCGCGCCGCCCUGCUCUGCAUGGCACAAACUUUCAUCCCGGGACGCAGCACGCUGUCUCCGGGAGCCCGCGCCAGGUCAACGCUGCUGGUCCCCUAAGACAGCUGUCGAGAUGGGUUGCAGUCUGAACAAGCUGGAGAAACGUGAAGAGAAGCGGCCUGGGAACAUUUACUCAACGCUGAAGAGACCUCAGGUGGAGACGAAGGUAGACGUGGCCUAUGAGUACUGCUUUCUAGAGUUCACCACACUGACUGCCGAGGAGCUGCCGAGAUCCUCCGCCACAAGGUUAGCCUCUCUGCGGGACCUGCCUGAUCAGCUCCUGGAGCUCUACCAGCGAGGCUUCUCCCUGGCUGCCCUGCACCCCUUUGUGCAGCCAACACAAAGGCAAGAGAAGAUCCUCCUUGAGCACAUCUUUAGGGCCAUCCUGGUCAAGAGAACCAACAGGUCUCAGAAGGCCGAGCUUCACCAUGAAGGCUACAUCUUGGAAUUGGAUCACUGCUCCUCCUUGGAGCACCUGGCAGACCAGAAGCUCAUCCCAGAGUUCAUUAAGAAGGUGCAGGAGGCCGCAAGUCAGGGCUUGAAGUUUGUUAGUGUGGUGCCUCAGUACCAGUCCUCUGUGAGCUCAGCAAGCAGCAGGCGUUUCGUGCCUGUCGCCAACAGUGUUGAAGAUGCCAGGGAUGUGAAAUACACCUUUGGGGACCAUUCAUCCUUGGAAAAUGAUACUCCAAAGGCUGCAGAUAUCGAUGUUGCCACUGCAGGAGUGAACCGAAGACCAGAGCCCACCCCAGGAUCCGCAGGAGAGGUGCCCAGUGCCCAGCAACCUGGCAUUCCCUCUCCCUCAGAAGAGAACGAGGCUGGCAAGUUUCCACCGCGGGGUUUGAGGCCAGUACUGGAUGGAUCAGAGGGUGACCCCUCAAAGGGGCAUGAAGAGCUGCCCUCCAGGAAGAUGGAGAUCUUCGCCUUUUUCAACAGACCGAAGAGCCAGCAGAAAUGUCGACAGUAUUACCCCGUCACCAUCCCCCUCCAGGUCUCCAAGAACGGCCAUACAGUGAGCAGUCUGGACGCCAGCUGGCUGGAGCACAUGAGUGACCAUUUCCGGAAAGGCGGUGUGCUGGUGAACGCUGUCUUCCAGCUUGGCAUGGCCAAUGAUUCCUUCUAUGGCCUGACAGAUGGAGUAUUCAUCUUUGAAGCUGUUUCCACAGAAGAUAGCAAAACCACACAGGGCUAUGACGCUAUUGUUGUGGAACAAUGGACAGUCCUGGAAGGUACAGAGGUGCAGACCGACUACAUGCCCCUGCUGAACUCUCUGGCAGCCUACGGAUGGCAGCUCACCUGUGUGCUGCCAACACCCAUACUCAAGACUACCAGGGAAGGGCACGUGUCCACCAAGCAGAUUGUGUUUCUUCAGAGACCAUGUCUACCUCAGAAAACCAAGAAGAGGGAAUCUAAGUUCCAGUGGCGGUUCUCCCGGAGUGAGAUCCACAGCAGGCAGACAAGGAAAUCCAAAGGGAAACCCAGUGCCAGUGACAAGCAGGAAGCCGAAGAGAACGAGAAGAAUCUGGAAGACCAGUUCUCCAAGGCUGGAGAUGCGGGAAACUGUGUGCUGGGGGCACAGCAAUGGGGCAGAGCCUCUGAGGUCAGGGAGCAAGGGCGGGCCUCAGAAGCUGUGCAGAAUGGCCCUGCUGGCCACAACAGGGACUCGGUGGCCCAUAGGCACUCGAAUCCCAGAGCAGAGGCUGAGCUUGGGGCAGGCCCUGCUCCAACAGAAGCAAACUGAGUCCAUGGUUAGUGCUAGGCCUGCAUUGUAGCUGCAGACCUUGGGAAGCUUGCUGGUAGCUGGUUUGGUCUGUGUUACGCUUUGGCUUGACUUCCCACUGUUAGCUCAGUGGUCCUGUGAGGGCGGGUCUCUGAUGGUGUUGUUUUCUGCUCAUCCACUGGAAAGCUGUCUUAAUGAUCCACUUAUAUUAGAGUGCAAGGCUGGGCUGUGCCUCCUAGACCUCAGGGCUGGAGGCCUGGCUCUCAUCUGCCUCUUCCACAAGGGAGGGCACCUUCUGGGACAACUUCUGGGACAUCCUUCGCUACAAACCAAGGUUUUUCUGCUCACUCCUACCUGCUGCUUCUCUGGGCAAGAACUUAGUGACUUUAAGCCUGCAGCCUGCCGGCUGGCCUUCCCCGCCUGAGCUUGGAGACCCUGCUGUUGUGGAAGGCAGCGAUGUUGGAGAAGAGGAGGUACCCAAGCCUCCUGACUGUCUUAAGGUAGUUCUAUAGAUACUGGUGAUCUGGAAAGAGACAGGCAAUUCGCUAUGCCCUGGCUCUUACAGAAUGUUCCAGAAAGUAUUCUGUGUUAAUAUUAAUGCCAAAAAAUACUGUUUUUUAAAUUUUGUCUUCAACACAUAUAUGAAUAUGUUAUCACUUGAGCAGUUGGUAACUGGGUGCCCUUGUGUGCUGUUUUUGUUGGCGUGUCACUGACUGAGUUGUAUGCUGUGCCUGUCACAUGUUUAUACUGUCCAUAAAGUGUUGUUAAGGCUUUAAGUAGAAGCAUCAGACAAACCAUGGAGAGAGAACACCAGUUGUCUCGAUGGAAACAGCCCUGUCUCUUUCUUGUUUAGUUAUUUAAAGCAAUAAACGACCUGAGUUUAGUGCGUAGUGAGAAGUGAGUAUUUACUGUGUCAUGGCAGAGGCCCUGGACUCAACCCCUACCCCCAGUGAUGAUUCCAUUUCUACUUCCUGCCAGUGUGGUAGACCCUGACAAACAGCAGAGCUACCUAAACACACUAGGGCUUCAAGCUUUGCUAAAAAGAAGUGGAGAGUGAAUUCAGAUGCCAUCCAGUGAGCGAGAGGUCGGUUCAGGCGUGUGGUUUCUAAAGUUUCACAUAAGUUAUCUAAUGAGGAAAAUCAUUUUCACUUCACUUGCAAGCUCAUUGAAAGAAAACCUGUAAACCUGUGUAGUAGGCAGAACGGCAAAGCCUUGUGCGGUCAUAUCUUUUUAAGUGUUAAUUUUAUGUGUAUGGGUAUUUUCUGCAUGUAUGUCUGUGUACCAGUUUCAUGCCUGAAGCCUGCUGAUGUCAGAGAAGGGUGUCAGAUCCCUGGAGCUUGGGGGGACUGAUGCUUGGCAGCCUCCCAGGCCGGACGGCUUCAGCCACUCAGCUUUGGCUAUAUGCUUCAAUAAGUAACAUUUAUAUUUUAUUUGCUGUGGGGGAAAUUUUUAAAAUUCAUUUGGGAUGUUGCGCCAGUAUCAGGCUAACAAACGAUACUGGGACAUCUUCGGGGGUCUCUCUUAUUUUUUUCUCCCUUGUACCCUGUUAAUUGUAUCGCAGAAGUUAUCAAGCUAGCUGAUCAUUGGAAAAACUAGAACAGUUAACAAAAACAGAAAUCAUAUUGAACAUAUACAUGAAUAUCAUUCUAUAGGCCAGUGUCACUAAAAUGUGAUUAUGCCACAAAACAAGAUAGAGGAUCAUCCCUUUCCAUCCAUGGACUCUGUGUUUAACAUAGGUAAAAUUAUCUGUUCUUUUUCUUCAGUUUUUCUCUACAUGUAACAUUUCUAAGUUUAUUAAUUCAGAAUUAUAGAAAACUUAAAAACCUUUAAUCACAUGCAAGAAUAAACUUAUCAGGUGUGUUUUCAUAAUUUUUAAAUUAAAAUAUAAUUAUAUUACUCUCCA
Molecule: messenger RNA, 4070 nt
Organism: Mastomys coucha (southern multimammate mouse)
Lineage: Eukaryota; Metazoa; Chordata; Mammalia; Rodentia; Muridae
Gene: Rftn1
Product: raftlin, lipid raft linker 1
Exons: 10
Coding region: 524-2188 (554 amino acids)
Source: RefSeq, a predicted model, not a curated record